AUGGGCGACGGAGCUACACACCAGAAAGCAGAUCGCGCUCGAGAGAUCGUAGUUGAAGCCUUGACCAGGAACGUCAAAGAAGACCACGUGCGCGAGAUAUUCGGAAAGUACGGUGUCAUCAAGGAACUCACCAUGCCCAUGAACCCCACCUUCAACAUCAAUCGCGGCAUAGCCUACAUUCUCUACGAGGAGAUCGACGACGCCGAACGCGCAAUCGCGAAGAUGCACGACGCACAAUUAGAUGGAGCCAAGAUCCAAGUUUCCAUUCCGGUCACCACGACGAAGCCUAUCGCGCUCUUCUUACAGUCGCUCGCCAUCCAGAACACCACCAAGACGAAGUGGGGGAGGAGGCUAUGGCAGGCGGGACAGUCCACCAAGGAGGGGAGGUCGCGCGGGUGCAGGCGGCGGAAGGAGGAGUCCAAGCUAUAG
Messenger RNA from Alternaria hordeiaustralica, 429 nucleotides. RefSeq lists its product as uncharacterized. The transcript is spliced from 4 exons. Gene Ontology annotation, cellular component: nucleoplasm; cytoplasm; ASAP complex. NCBI's taxonomy places the organism in Eukaryota, Fungi, Ascomycota, Dothideomycetes, Pleosporales, Pleosporaceae. Gene Ontology annotation, molecular function: RNA binding. The coding region runs from base 1 to 429 and encodes 142 amino acids. Gene Ontology annotation, biological process: mRNA splicing, via spliceosome. The record is from RefSeq and is a predicted model, not a curated record.